GCUCCUGUCCCUGCGCACUGGAGGCGCUCCCGCUCACCAUGCACUCCUCUGUGUUUUCGUGCUCGGCGCUCACACCUGAAGUGACAGAGGGGGGGUGAGGCUCGGAGCUGUGAUGAAGGCGGCACGCCGUGCUGCUCAGCCUGCUCCUCCUGUAAAGCGACUGCAGGGCACAUUUGGAGAACAAGUCAGAAGGGAAACAUCCAAAGGGAGGGGGGAUGCGCGCAUGUGACAGGCGUUGGACGUUUCCAUUUGUACCAGGCGGGCAGGGAAUUGGAUCUCUCCAUCGGGAGCUGCGUUUUUAAAAAUCAGCGGCGAGUGGCAUUUUCCAACAUUGCACGUCUCGUCCGUCGCCUGCGGAUCGUCACAGCACCAUGCGAGCAGGAGAGACGCGCCCUGUGCCAUGCUGAACGACUCUCCGAGCCUCCUGCUGGCUCUGACAGCGGUGGCCGGACUUCUCCAGCGAUGCCAAGGCUGGAGCGACGAAGACCUCCUCCUGCCGCCCAUCAACUCCUCCAACAGGUUCAUGGCCAACCUCGAGGUGGAUGUGCGCUUCUCCAAGAGGUCCGUGGAGGAGAACGAAGCCUCGCCCGACGCCUCCUCGCUGCAGACUCUGUCCCAGUGCAACGUGAGCGUCCAGAGACUGCUGCCCACCUCGCUGGUGGCCCGCUGGGACAGCAGCUUCGGCUUCCAGUGUGACGUGCUCAUCUACACCACCAACAACCACGGAAGGGCUUUUUUCUCCGCGUCUUUCAACCGGGCCAUCUCGCCCGUGGUGAUCGAGCACCUGGGGGUCACCGGGGGUCAGCAGGAGCUGCGGCUGUGCGUGGGCUGCGGGAUGUCCCGGUACCGCAGGUUUGGUCAGGGCAGGUCGAGGGGCCAGCAGACCGGGGACCAGGUCACUUUCUGCUGCGUGGAUUUCAGCCUCGACGAGCUGAAGGGGGACAAAAGUUGGAGGCUGAACAGAAAGCCCAUCGAGUCGACACUUGUGGCUUGUUUCAUGACUUUGGUCAUCAUUGUGUGGAGUGUUGCUGCUCUCAUAUGGCCGGUCCCGAUCAUUGCAGGAUUUCUGCCUAAUGGGAUGGAGCAGAGGAGACCGAGAUAAUUGAAAUAAUCCUUGUUAUAAUUAGCCUGUGCUGCCUAUACUAUAAUUGUAGCCAUUCAACUGUUCACCUGAAUGAAUGAGUGCGGAGAUUUGGGGAACUUUUUGAUCAAAUGCUUUAGUUUUGGGUGUCCUUUAACCUUUAUUAGACCUCCUCCUCCUCAUUAGGACAACCAAGGUAAAGUAUGAUGGAUUAUACUAGCCAAUAGUAAUCUAUACUGGGACCAACACCAAUGUGUUUUGUAUACCCUCGUAGGCCUUCCUAUAGAUUAUGUCAGCGUAAACUGUGCAGAUUUUUCUCUUUAAACAGUGUUUGUAUAGUUUUUAAUCUUUCUAGAAAGUUUUUGCCUUAUCCCAUGUGUAGGACUUUUGCACUGAAAACUAAACUUUAAAGUGUGCCAUCAGAUAUAUAACCCAUAGUCAUGUUCAAAGUAAGUGUAAUAGUUUUUUUCCCAAUACAUUCAGAAAAAUAGAUGGUGUUUAUGACUGCCAGAGAGGGUUUCAAUAUUUAUAUUGUUAGAUUUCUAAUGUCAAGUUCAAUAUGCGUGCUUAUUUGUAUUCAUGUUCCAGCAGUUUAAAUGAAAAUAAAAUUGAUUAGGCUAUAACUCAGAUUUUCUCUGACCUGUUCUCUGUAGCCUGAAUCAAUUUACUUCAGGCUUAUCUCAAGCGAGCACAGUGAGUGAUCCAGAGUGGAAAGGCUUUGAGCCAAUACUGUCAGAGUCUCAGCUGCCAGUUUAUUAAGAGCACUUAGUUAAAACUAAUGCAGUCUAAUGCAGCAGUCGUGCAGUAAAUCCUCCCGUCCUGAAGGUUAUACUACGGAGGAGUUGAUUUAACUGUGUGAUCAUCAUGAAGGGUGUGGUUUGCGCUGCUGUUUGAUUGUAUUGCACUGUGCAGAGAGAGGUUUGUGUUAUUCGGCCUACUCUCAUUCAUAUUACUUUGAUGGACAAAAUAACAGUCAGCAUAUAACACAAUAAAAGCUCCAGCCUCCAAAAUGAUCUGAGAGUUGAACAAAUGAUCAUUUAAGACCUCAUCUGCAUCCAUCACUGAAUAUGUUCAGUGUGAUAUUAAGAGAACUGUGAACAUAAUAAAUGCAGCAAGCAUCUCAUAUGACCAUCCUUGAUCUAAAAAUAGAGGUUUCUACUGCAAUUGGCUUUUUAUUGUUUUGGUACAUUGUAAUACAACCUUAAUUAUACAUUUAGCUCACUUUAAAUUUUUUCUUUUUGUUCAGUGAAGAUAUGAAUUAUCACCCCUGCUUUAGUAGCGAAGUAAAAGUACUCAUUUUGAGCAGCGUUAUAAUGUUGUCACUGACUGAGUUAAUGCUACUUUAUAUACUGUUGGAUAGGUUAAUGUACAACAACUCAUAAAAGCUCAUUUCACUGCAAAUUGUGUAAAAUGUGUGUUAGCUAAAUCUCUCAUAUUGAGGUGACCUCCCUGUCCCUCCUUUUUUUCUAUACUCAGUCUAGAGGAUCUGUUACAAAUGGUUGUUAUAGUACUGUAAUAUAUAUACACUGUAUAUAUAUGUAUAUAUUUUUUUUUCCAGACACGUUGAUGCUCUACCACCCCCAGAACUAAAGAACUAAAGACAUGCAAAAUGCGUAGAACAUAUGAGUAUAAACAUGCAACUCUGUUAUGUGGCUCGCCCAGUCAAGAGUGUCCAGCUGAGCUGACUAACCAGUUUGUGAUGGUGACAAAUUCAGACUGACUCUGUGAUCCUUAAAGUCAACAUUUCUGUCAGCAAAAAGCAGUCAGCCUGAUUGUCUGUG
Molecule: messenger RNA, 2862 nt
Organism: Chelmon rostratus (copperband butterflyfish)
Lineage: Eukaryota; Metazoa; Chordata; Actinopteri; Chaetodontiformes; Chaetodontidae
Product: transmembrane protein 158
Exons: 1
Coding region: 401-1102 (233 amino acids)
Source: RefSeq, a predicted model, not a curated record